CUCCAGCUGCAAUCACCACCGCCGCUGCUGCUGCAACGAGCUGCCGGCUAUUUGAUCACCCCCAUCCCGCACAGCCUCUACUUUCGCCGGUGUGCAAGCACAGACCUCUGCCAACACAUCCAUUAUGACGGGCGUCGCGGCUGCCUCCUUCUUCUCCAACGUCUGCCGGUUUGGCGGUUGCGGGCUGCAUUUUGAUUCCCUGGGCGAGCUCAUCGUUCACAUCGAAGAUAACCACAUCGACACAGAUCCCAGAGUUUUGGAGAGGCAGGAGCUGCAGCAGCCCACAUAUGUUGCUCUGAGCUACAUUAAUAGGUUCAUGACUGAAGCAGCACGCAGAGAGCAAGAAACUCAGAAGAAGAAGGUCCAACCCAAAAUUGCAAUAUCAGUCACUGGAGGUUUAUCACGUAACAGUACGGCCACGCCUCCUCGGCAUAGCAACGGCAGCCUAACCCCACCCGUCACCCCUCCCAUCACGCCCUCAUCCUCCUUCCGCAGCAGCACACCCACAGGCAGUGAGUGUGAUGAGGAGGAGGUGGAGUAUGAAGACUCUGACAGUGACGAGUCCUGGACUACAGAAAGCGCCAUCAGCUCAGAGUCCAUCCUUAGCUCCAUGUGUAUGAAUGGAGGCGAUGAGAAACCCUUUGCAUGCCCUGUUCCAGGAUGCAAGAAAAGAUACAAGAAUGUGAAUGGUAUUAAGUACCAUGCUAAAAACGGGCACAGGACGCAGAUCCGUGUGAGAAAGCCCUUUAAGUGUCGCUGUGGGAAAAGCUAUAAAACCUCUCAAGGCCUUAGACAUCACACCAUCAACUUCCACCCACCGCUGUGAUACACACACCACCACUUUCAAGUUUACCUAUUCAUCCUUUCAUUUCCAUUUCUGGAUCAUAUGUAAACUGGGAUUCAAAUGCUGAAUUCAUUUUUUGAUACUUUUUUCUCUUUAUUUGUGUGAUUUUAUAUAUACAUGUAGAUAUAUUUGUACAUUUGCACAUUCCAUAUAAAUCAUUUCUUUACCGCUU
Molecule: messenger RNA, 1016 nt
Organism: Carassius carassius (crucian carp)
Lineage: Eukaryota; Metazoa; Chordata; Actinopteri; Cypriniformes; Cyprinidae
Product: juxtaposed with another zinc finger protein 1-like
Exons: 5
Coding region: 125-826 (233 amino acids)
Cellular component (GO): nucleus
Source: RefSeq, a predicted model, not a curated record